Pelodiscus sinensis (Chinese soft-shelled turtle) is the source of this 7269-nucleotide messenger RNA. The record is from RefSeq and is a predicted model, not a curated record. Lineage: Eukaryota; Metazoa; Chordata; Testudines; Trionychidae.
AUGGAUCAGCUUUCUGUACUCGGAACAUUUACUUUGUUUUCACUGGUAUUUGCAGAGGGAAGUGAAGCAGCCCAAGACGUUCUGUCCAGACUAAACCUGGAGCAGCACAGACACAGGAAGAUCAGGCUGAGGGACGUCCUGGAGAUCUGCCCAGAAAGCAUAAAGCCCAGGGUUCCAGAGGCAUUAGGGGAUUUACCGUGGCAUUUCCUGAGGAAGCUCAUGGCUCUGCGGGCGCCUGCAGAAGAAAUGGCUGAUGAGGAGGAUCUGUAUACUGAUGACAAUUUCUGUUUUAGUGAUGCUGAGAUGAAAGUUUCCCUGCACCCCCUGGACGUUCUCUGCGCCGUGCUGCUUUGCUCAGACAGUUUCCUGCAGCAGGAGAUCCUGUCCAAAAUGUCCAUGUGCCAGUUUGCCCUGCCUCUGCUGCUGCCCCCCCUCGACUCCCCCAGGGGCACCCUGCUGCUGUGGGCCAUGCGGGACAUUGUGAGGAGGUGGCGGCCGCACUCCCUGGCACAGAGCCGAGGGUUCAGGGAGGAGAGCCUGGUGCUCACCCCAAUGCCAACCGUCUCCUUUGUGCGGCUGGGCAGCUGCAGCUUCUCCAAGUCCCAGCUCCUCAACGAGGUUCUCAGCCCCGCCCAGCAGCACCACGACUUCUUUGUGCAUCGGGACAUGGAGUCUGGGGACGUCCCACGGGAAAUCGCUGACGGGCUGGUUGAAAUUGCCUGGUAUUUCCCUGCUGGGAAGGAAAGUUCAGAUCUUUUCCCCGAGCCUGUCGCAGUUACAAACCUGCGCGGGGACAUUGAGUCACACUGAGACAUUGAGUCGCACUGGCUCCAGUUCAGCUUUUUAACACAGAUCUCCUCAGCGGUGUUCAUCAUCACUGAGAGCAUCAGUCAGAGAGAAUACGCCCUGCUCUCCUCUCUGAAAGAGUCAACUGCUAAAUAUUACUUCAUCCUGAAAUUGCCUGUGAGAUACCCAAAGAAACUCCUUAGUCAGCUGGCCCCUGUGCUGAAGCUGAGCAAAUCACAAUUACUGGUGAAAAACAACAGCAUCAAUAAUGCAGGAUUUGUGAAAAAGAUUCAGUCCACUAUGAGAAAUAUAGUGAACUCCUCUCCCAGGACAGUGAGUUUGGAAGCCAUGGCCGUGAUGACUCGUGAGCUAGGAAUGCAGGUGGACGAGGACUCUCAGGCAAGUCAGUGUGCAAGGAAACAUGCUGAAGAAAUCACUGCAGAAAUAAGAGACGGGGCAAAAUACAAAAGGGAAAAUCUGAGACUCCAAGGGGACCCGUGGAGAAACUUGGGUAAAGUGGAGAAAGAGAUGUGCCGAAUGCAAAGGCAAGGGGACAAGGCCACUGAAGACUAUAAAUCUGAGCUGAAACGGAAAUGGUUAGAGAUACGCAGGCAGCAGAAUGAGUGUGACCAAUGUCAGCAUGCGAGGAAACGUGCUGAAGAAAUCACUGCAGAAAUAAGAGACGUCGCAAAAUACAAAAGGGAAAAUCUGAGACUCCAGAGAGAUCCAUGGAGAAACUUGGGUAAAGUGGAGAAAGAGAUGUGCCGAAUGCAAAGGCAAGGGGACAAGGCCACUGAAGACUAUAAAUCUGAGCUGAAACGGAAAUGGUUAGAGAUACGCAGGCAGCAGAAUGAGUGUGACCUUACUGGUGGUCUGACCAAGUUUAUCACAGGACUAGGACAGUUGUCUCCAGUGGAGAAACAUUACUUCCUGAAGUGGAUGAAAUUUAGCCUGGAUAACACUGCUAGGGAAAGUCUUUCUAAGAUGCGUGCGGAGUAUAAAAAGAAAUCAUUUCAUGCGUCUGAGCUGAAACGGAAAUGGCUAGAGAUCCGCAGACAGCAGUAUGAGUGUGACCUUACUGGUGGUCUGAUCAAGUUUAUCAUGGAAAUAGGAGAGUUGUCUCCAAUGGAGAAACAUUACUUCCUGAAGUGGAUGAAAUUUAGCCUGGAUAACACUGCUAGGGAAAGUCUUUCUAAGAUGCGGGCGGAGUAUAAAGAGAAAUGUGAAACUCCAGGAGCAGAACAAAAACAUCUGGAAGAAUUAGAUCAGUCAAUAUCGGACAGCUCCCUCGGGGUGGAGCAUUUCAUGCGCGAGCUCGGGCAGUUCUAUGAGGCUGAAUGCUCGAUGGUUAAAGAAGGGAAAAUGGCAGAAAGCCAAAGACAAUUCAUCCAUAUCCCAGGUAUUGUGGCUGAGCUGAUGCUGGAAGGGUUUCCCGUGGAGCUGAUUGAUGGAGAUGCCUCCAACAUCCCGCUGCAGUGGGUGACCGAUGUUCUGACUCAGCUACACGCCAAGCUCGGGGAAAGGUCCAGGAUGCUGGUUGUAACGGUGCUGGGAGUGCAGAGCACUGGGAAAUCCACCCUCCUCAACACCAUGUUUGGCCUGCAGCUUGCAGUGAGCAGCGGCCGAUGUACGCGAGGAGCCUUCAUGACGCUCAUUAAAGUUACAGAAGCUGUUCAGAAGCUAAGUGGCUGCGAUUUCAUCCUGGUGAUCGACACCGAAGGCUUGAAAGCCCCCGAACUGGCCAAGCUGGAGGAAAGUUACCAACAUGACAAUGAGCUGGCCACUGUGGUCAUAGGACUGAGCGAUAUCACCAUUGUUAACAUGGCCAUGGAGAACGCCACCGAAAUGAAGGACGUUCUGCAAAUCGCAGUCCAUGCCUUCCUCAGGAUGGAGGAAAUCGGACAAAAGCCAAAUUGCCAGUUUGUGCAUCAGAAUGUCAGUGAUGUGUCUGCGCAUGAGCAGAACAUGAGGGACCGGAAACACCUCCUGGAGCAGCUGAAUGAAAUGACCAGAGCUGCAGCCAGGAUGGAAAAGCAAAGCAGGGAAAUGACAUUUUCUGAUAUCAUGGAGUAUGACCCAGAAAAACACAAUUGGUACAUCCCUGGGCUAUGGCAUGGAGUCCCGCCCAUGGCCCCAGUGAACGCUGGAUACAGUGAGAGUGUGUGUGAGCUAAAGAAAUACCUGUUUGAAUUCAUGGAGGAUUCUGACUUUAUUGAAUGGGUGAGAAGCCUGUGGACCUCAGUGAAACAUGAAAACUUCAUCUUCAGCUUCAGAAACAGCCUUGUAGCUGAAGCCUACAACUUGCUGACUAUGAAGUAUUCUGAGUGGGAAUGGGGGUUCCGGAAGGAGAUGCAUCUCUGGAUAUCCGAAAAGGAAACUUUCAUCCAGAAUCAUCUGGCAGACAAACCAGAGGGCAACCUCUUAGGCAAAUUAAAAAGUGAGGCACAGAAGAAACUACAGCAGGAAGAACAGCAGCUCUUGGAUCAUUUAGAACAGUAUUUUAAAGGUGAAGCUGCAAAUCUGAACCUGAUAGAAAAGUACAGAGAAGAUUUCAAAAGGAGCGCAAACAGCCUCAGAAGAGAACUUGAAUAUUUUUCUACCAGUAAAUGUGAGGAAGCCAUUCGAAUCCGAAGGGGACAGCACAAGAUAGGCACUAUCCUGUCCACGUACAAGCAGACAAUUGAAGGGAAAGUUGACAGGCUGUUGGCCGAAUGCCGGAACAGAAAACAGAAGCUAGACGAUGAGAAACUGAAAACAGAAUUUGAAAGGAUGUGGAAAGACACCUUGUCUGAGUUAAAGCCCAGUCAUUUGCAUAAACGUCAAGUUGUUCAAGACCUGGAUUUCCAGCUAAGAAAAGAUCUGGAGAACCGAGGGAGUGCUGUCAAGCUGAUACUACAACAAGUACCAAACCUGCUGUGUUACCGGAUAAAAUCUUUCAGUAUUAAAGAUGAAUAUUUAGACCUGAAAUGGCACAGAAAAGUUGUUGAAUAUUUCAUACAGAGCAGUUAUGGUAAAACUGAAGCGCUUGCUAAAUCUUUAAUGAAAGAAUGCAUGAAGUACAUUGAAGAAAAAGUUAAAUCGGAAACAGAUUAUGAUGAAACCUACUGUGGAGAGCUGCUGCGUAUGGUUAAUGAGAGGCUAAAACAGGAGGAUGUUCUAAAACUUUGCACUACCUCUCAUUUUGAAGUUGAUCUGAAGCUUCACAUUUUGGGGGAAGCAGCUCAUGCAUUUCAGAAGAUGCAUGAAGAUUUCAUCAAAGAAAAUGAACCUGUGCAACGCCUGGAGAAGCUGAAACCUCAGUAUUUCAAGACUUUUACAGCCCUUUACUUGGAAAAGGAUGGGAGCCAAACACUGGCCAGGGAUUUCUGUGAUCAGUGUCUCAUACCUGCCCUGGUAGAGUAUGUCAACAGGAUACUUGGGGUGCAAAUAGUGGACGACGUUCUCAGCGGCUCGCAAUCCAUUACGUACAGCAACCGUGGUUUUUUUCAGUUUGAGCUGCUGAAGGAGUUGUUGGAGAAGGACAACUUUGAGAGCUACAUGGAAUAUAUUAGGACAUAUGAAGAUUUUGUCAAAAGCUGGAUAGGGACACAACUUUUAGAGCGCUACAGCAAGACGACAGCCUUGGGAGACAUGGAGAAAAAGAUUCUGUCCUCAAUGAAAGAGAAAGUCAGGGAGGCUAUUAAAAUCAGCAGUGCUACAAAGAACACCAAAGUCUCUGACUUUUUAGAUUCUGUAUGCAAAGGGCUACAGAAAGAUCUAGUGAUUACCAGGGAUAAUUUAGUGGAGAUGCAAUUUUUAAAUACAGCCAGUGCUGAGCAGUUUUCUGAUUUUAUACAGCUUUUUCUUCCAGAUCUGGAAGAAAAAAUCUUAGCUGAUCUGAAAAGUACAGACAUUGAGUCAAAACUCUCCCAUCUGUCGGUGAAACCCGAGGCUGAAAUGUUCAAGCGAGUGUUCGGCUGUGGGAAGCAGUGUCCCUUCUGCAAGGUCCCCUGUGAGGCAGGCGCCCCUGGUCACCAGGAGCACUUUGCUUCAGUGCAUCGGCCUCUAGGAUUAGGGGAAUAUAAGACUUUGUAUAAUGAAAAGCUUCACUAUGGCAUAUGCUCGUCGGAUGUGGUUGGCAAUGGUACAUUCCAGAAUUCAGACACAGAAUGGAAUGAUCAUCCCUACCAAGAGUACCGUGACUAUUACCCGGACUGGAACAUUCAGCCAGAUCCCAGCAUAGAAGCUUCCAGUUACUGGAAGUUUGUUUUUCACAAGUUCAAUCACCAGUUUGCUGAAGAGUAUGACGCUAAACCAGCCGAUCUCCCGGAGGACUGGGGCACCAUUACUAAGGAGCAGGCACUGGAGAGCAUCAAGCAAGUUUUUAACAUGAAGUAAAGAGCGUGUGAGAGUCUGUUUAAGUGGGGUUGCAAGGCCUAGUGCCUGAGAUCCACUAACACAUCACCAGGAGGACAGAGCACAAACCCCAAGUAAAUUGAAAACAAGACAAACCUCCAAAAGAGACACAGACUCUAAUACAGUAUUUGGUUGUCUGCGAGAGCAGCUUCCCAAUAGAAAAACGACCAGAGAUCUACUGAACUCUGAGCUGACACUUACCCACCCAUAACUAAACAGUGUGUGGGAUUUACACAUCUCCACAUCUGUCUUCCUUUCCGAUGCCUAUGCCACUUAGAAGGUUUUAAAAAAUAUCAAUAUCUCCAGGCUUUAAUAUGGUACUAAAGAAUAUUUGACAAACAAACAAUCUUAUUUCUAGUGGACAUUUAAAGCUCUCCAUAUUUACUGAUGAGGAAUGUUCACUCAACUAUGUCUAGCUGCUCCUAUCUCUCGCUCCAAAGUACUACUCAUUCCACAUCUAUUUUUGGGUGAGCAAUCACUGCCAUGUGUGAUUAGCCUGCAAUGUGCUACUUUGCCUCAUUUUGAGUUUUCAUUACAAAUCCACCUUCUCACAGAGCUAAAGAGAGAAGGAGGUCAUGGUUUUGACAAAGAUAAGUGACAGUCUGAGUCUGCAUGUAUUGGAGUUCCAGACUUUUCAUAAAUCCUCAGUUAGCUGGGAAUUUUGAUAAAUCAAAUGAAUGUUUAUUUCCUGCAAAUAAAAAGAGCAAUAUCGGGAAACACAGUAUAGUUGUGGCAUUUCCCACAACAUGAUCUUCUGGAAAUGCAUGAAACAUUCAAAACUGCCUAUAAAAUUUUAUUAUAAUGAACUAUUUUUAACCUAUUUGCUGCCUCAUACAUGUAUUUUGCUGAAGCAAAAGUGACACCUAGUAACCAGUUAAUGUCCCCUAUUAAUUCACUUUGUCUUAAUUUGCUCCUUUUUGCCUGGGCAUUAUUGUGAUCAGUCUUUAACUGCAGGGUCAUCUGCUCUUUUCCCCACAUGCGUUCACUGCAUUGGGGUGUGAUGGUCAAAACACACUUCAGAUUGUUAUCCAAUGUGUUGAGACUAGCCUGUUGCAACACAGAUCAAGAGGUGGGCCAUGCCUCUGCAGACCUUAACAGAAAACAGUACAGUAAGAUAUCUGCCUCCUGCACUUUCAUACCCAGCCCCGUGCACCCUAGAUAAAUCCCCCUUACGUGGUACAGAUCUCCAUACCAGUGAGAUCGGUCCUCUUUCUUGACACAAAGGAAGCUAUGCUCAGACUCUUUGCCCUCCACCCCCACUAGUAACAAUUAUUUCCACCAGGUUUAUUAAUAAACAAAAGUGAUUGUAUGAAGUCCAAAAAGGGUUUCAAGCCAAAUACACCAGCACACACAAGCUAAGCUUAAUACACUCAAGAAGCUAGUGACAUGUCAUACCUCACCCUGAAAGUUGCUCCAAUCAUCAUUGCACACACUGGACAGAUGGGUCCAGGCCUUUCCCCUGUUCAGUGGUUGGAUGUUUCCAGCAGUCAUCUUGAGUUCAGCUCCAGAGGAGAACUGACCAUGUGGAUUAUCUCACCCUGAAUCGGAUUUGCAGAAGGCAAGAAUCCAUUGUGUUCAGUCCCAGCUUUCCUUCCGCUCUCAUGGAAAAAAUACAGAUGGAUUCCCAUAGCAAGUGACAUAGUUGCAUGUCUCUGUAAGGCCCUUGUCUCUGUGCUUCCUAGGCUGACCCACACAUCAGGUUAAGCUCCAUUGUCUCUUGCUAAUGGGCCACCAUAGCCCUGAAAUCUGAUCAGUGGGAGAGACCCCAAAGCAGCAAAUCUGCAAUGAUAGAUACACAGUUCAAUGUUCCUAACUUGAGCUACAAACGCAAUACACGCCCACCGUAGUAAGAGGUGGGCUUAGAACACAAGCCCACAUAUCACAGGCCUGGUGUGAGGCCAGAGGCCUAGCCAGAAAUGGUCAAGACUCUGCUAAUAUAAAUGAAGGCUAAGCUGUGGCAAGAGGCAGACCCUUGUGCAUGGAACUUGACACCUGCCUGGACCUCAGCAAUGCGGCCUGCUUCAUGACCCCAACCUCUGUGAGAGCGAGGGGGAGACUUUCCUGCCAGGGUGGGGGGCAGAGGCUGAU